Messenger RNA from Syzygium oleosum, 516 nucleotides. RefSeq lists its product as uncharacterized. The record is from RefSeq and is a predicted model, not a curated record. Lineage: Eukaryota; Viridiplantae; Streptophyta; Magnoliopsida; Myrtales; Myrtaceae. The transcript has a single exon. Bases 1 to 516 code for a protein of 171 amino acids.
AUGGGAAGGCUGGCUCAAGAGAGGGCUGCCAAUAUUGCCCAAGCUGCUGUUAAUGGAAAUCAAACCAAUCAGGGGCAGGCUCAAGUGGCUAUGAAUAGACAGAUGCACCAGCUGGUGGAGCAGUUCUUGAAGUUAAAGCCGCCAAAGUUCGAUGGAAAGGGUGACCCCGAGGCCGCGCCAUGUUGGGUGGAGGAACUGGAAAAGGCCUUUGAAGUCCUUGGGUGCAUCGAGGCCGAGAAGGUGACUUUAGCUGUGUACCAGUUGCAAGAGAAUGCCAGUGAUUGGUGGAAGGCCACCAGGGGGAGAGUGUUCCCUGAGGGUACCGCUCAGACUUGGGCUGUGUUCAUUGAGAAUUUCUACGGGAAAUACUUCUCUAAGAGUGCUAGAGAAAGGAAAUUAGCGGAGUUCAUGAGGCUUCACCAAGGACCGAUGAUGGUAGAUCAGUAUGAGGCGGAAUUUGCAAGGCUAUCAAAGUUCGCGCCAAGGAUGGUGGAGGACCCACUAGAUAAGGUCUGA